This is a messenger RNA of Fusarium pseudograminearum CS3096, 582 nucleotides long. RefSeq lists its product as uncharacterized. The transcript is spliced from 2 exons. Gene Ontology annotation, cellular component: cytoplasm. Gene Ontology annotation, molecular function: aldehyde-lyase activity. Lineage: Eukaryota; Fungi; Ascomycota; Sordariomycetes; Hypocreales; Nectriaceae. The coding region runs from base 1 to 582 and encodes 193 amino acids. The record is from RefSeq and is a predicted model, not a curated record.
AUGCCUCACAUCCAAAAUGCAAAGCAGGCGGAGGAACUGGUCCGGCUGUCGAGAUUCCCACCAAUGGGCGACAGGAGUUAUCCUCCAGCUGCCUUGAUCAACAAGCAGCAACAUAAAACGCCAGAAGGUCAGACGACAUACGAUGUUUGGAACAACCACGCUGCUGUAAUCUGUCAGAUCGAGGAUCUGGAAGGACUGGAAAACAUUGAAGAAAUCUGCCAAGUGCCUGGUGUUGAUGGGCUUUUUAUCGGCACUGGCGACUUGCGGCUAUGCAUGGGAAUGGCUACUGGGAGUCUUGAUGGCGAUGAGCCUGCUUUCGUGUCUGCCCUCGAGAGAAUACGGGACGCAGCUAGAAAGAAUAAUCUUCCUAUGAUGGGAUUUGGUAUAUCUCACUCAACAUUGGAAAGUAGGAUUAACAUGGGAUGGAAUGCUUUUAUCAUCCACGGAGACAUUGAUGCAAUAUGCAAAUCAGCUAUUCAGGCUCUGGAUUCAUACAGUGCUGUCGCCCGUAGCACUGUUUCGAGCGAGAACAAGAAUGGAGAACACAAUAAUGGCACAAAAAGGAAAUGGGACGGAGAAUAG